UUCAAAGCACAUGUCACAUGUUGUGAGAUCGUGAAAAAACUGUGUCUCUAUUAAAGCAGUGAUAUGAAUACAAGACGACGGAGGAGGACUGAAUCUACUAUUUCAGUCAAGCGUCCAAAAGUUGCAGUUUACGCAGAUGGCCCCUAUAAACGAUCUAUAAAAUACAUUAAACAAGGAAAAAUAAUUACCUAUGAAGAACAAGGAUUGGGUCGUGCUGGUGUCAUCGCUGGUGAUUUGAAGGCUACAGCCAAAGGCCCCAAUGUCUCUCAUGCUGUUGAAAAAGCUGAGGCCGGCAUCAGAGAGAAAACACAGGUUGAGUUGACCAGCGUAUCAGGAAGUGUUGGUGCUUUAAAAGUUAAGGCCCAGGGUCCCAACGCAUCGCAUGUUGUUGAAUCAAAUGUGUUUGGAGUCAGAGAGAAGAUUCAUGUUCAAGCUGUCAGUGUAUCAGCCAAUGUUGGUUCUUUCCGAGCCAAAGCCAAUGGCCCAAACUUCACAUCUGCUGUUGAGGCAAAUGAUUAUGCAGUUACAGGAAUGGCUCAUGCCGAAUCAGCCAGCGUUUCAGCCAAAUUUGCUUAUGUGGAAGCAGAAGUCAAAGGUCCCAAUGCUUCAGCUGCAGUUCAAGCUAAUAAUGAUGGAGCUGCAGUGAUGGCUCAGUUCGAAUAUGGAAGCGCAUCAACCAAAGUUGGUGAUGUUGAAGCAAAGGUCAAAGGUCCCAGAGCUUCUGCUGGUGCUAAAUUAGGCAAUGACGGAGUUUCGGUGAUGGUUCGAUCUGAGGUUUGCAGCGCGGAAGUCAAAGCCGGUUCAAUUGGUGCAAAGUUGGCCAUCGCAACCGAUACUGGUGCAUCUGUUGGUCAGAAUGGAGUGGAGGCAAAAUUCCUAGGAACUGGAUUUACAAUUGGUAAAAAAACCAGCAUAUCUAUUGGGGGUUGUGAACUCUCAUGGUCAUUUUAAAGUCCCAAUAAUAUUAAAACUGAUAAUUCUUAUGUAAUAUUGCAGUAUUUAUUAUAAAAAGUGUUUAAAUUCAUUGGCCCUCAUAAAUUUCAAUCAAAACCUAAAAAUGUACUUGUGGCGAACCUUUUCUGAGGACGUCAAUUAGAUGGUUGGGGUGGAGCUUCUGUUAUCUCUGCCCCUCCAACUGUCAGUCUGUUACCUGUUCCUUUUCUGAACGAAACACCUACUUUUCUAUAUCAAAUCAAAAGUUGAAAAGACAAGCCAUGCCCACUAUUUUUCCAUAUUCCAUUUUACUUGCAAUUACGUCACACUAUGGAAGUAAACUCACGUCUUCAACUUCUGGUUAAAAGUCACCAUGAGGGCACGUUAAUCACAGAUAAGUAAUUUGUAAAAAAAUACCAUAAUAUUUCAUAAAAAUUACAGUUUUCAUUUUAUUUUCAUGGUGACUUUAAGUAUAUAAGCAUGAAAUAAUAUCUGUAUGUAACCUUUUAAAUCUCUACCCAGUUGUUAUGCAGAACUGCUGUUGUAUUUUUAACUACAGACACAGAAUAAUUACAUUAUUGAUAUAUCACAAGUCUUAUUUUGUUUUUUAUUUGAAAAUAAAUGUGUAUGAUUAUGCACUGAUAGAUAUGUAUUACAUUUCUCUUCAGGCCAGUCAAUCAGUGUACAGGAAUUUAUAAUACAUUUAUAUAACACGUAAAUCUGCAUAUGAAAGUCCAAAGUUCAUAUUUAUUAAAAAAUUACCAAAUUAUGGUAACAGUGAACAUUCACAAACUUUGUUAGUAAAAAAUUGUUAGUGCUUAUAUUUAGUUUAUAAAGAAAUCACUUUUUUAUUUAUAAGUUUAACACAAGUCAAAUGAUAGUGUAAGAGUCAAAUAUAAUAAUGGAUUAAAUCAUUUUAUUUUAUCUGUGUUGUGUUGCAGAAAGGUAGGCUAUAAGUAAUAUGUAUUGUUGUAUUUAGGAACUUUGAUUUGAAAAAAUAAAGCAAGUGCUCCAGGGUGGCCAGGGUGAAAGAGAAAGUGAACCAAAAAAAACGUAUUUCCCAAAACAGGACAUGUGUUACAAUAGUUACCCCAAUCCUGUAUUUAUUCAGAACACGUUGACAAAAUUCAAAAACCUGAAAUGAAAAUAAUUGAAUGUGUUUAUUAUCAAUUAUUUAUCCGUGCAGGUCAUACAUUUAUUUUGUUUUGUAUUUUUUUUAUAAUAUAAUAUAAUAUAAUUAAUUUCUAAUUUAAUUUGUUUGACAGAUUAUUAUUUUAUGUGCUUUGUAAAUGUGCACUUCAUUGCGUUCUUUGCUUAUAUUUAUAUCAUAAUCUGUCUAUAAAAAUUAUUUCAAGAGUUUAAAUGUAUAAAAAUGUAUUUCAAGCAUGAAAUUAUUUUGCCCUAUAGGUCCUAUGAGGGUCCCAUAUUAUCAUCCCACAUGGGUCA
Paramisgurnus dabryanus is the source of this 2379-nucleotide messenger RNA. Lineage: Eukaryota; Metazoa; Chordata; Actinopteri; Cypriniformes; Cobitidae. The record is from RefSeq and is a predicted model, not a curated record.